Messenger RNA from Ipomoea triloba (trilobed morning glory), 1741 nucleotides. RefSeq names its product transcription factor bHLH137-like. Gene Ontology annotation, biological process: regulation of DNA-templated transcription. Gene Ontology annotation, cellular component: nucleus. The transcript is spliced from 8 exons. The record is from RefSeq and is a predicted model, not a curated record. NCBI's taxonomy places the organism in Eukaryota, Viridiplantae, Streptophyta, Magnoliopsida, Solanales, Convolvulaceae. The coding region runs from base 108 to 1196 and encodes 362 amino acids. Gene Ontology annotation, molecular function: protein dimerization activity; DNA-binding transcription factor activity.
UCCAAUUUCUGCUCAUCCCUUCUCUCCCUUCAAUUCAUUUUCUUGAAGAAAUUACAGCCAUUUCCUAUCCAAUCUGCAAGAAAAGAAAACAAAGAAAAAACAGAGAAAUGGCAGCUUUCCCUUCAUACCAAUGCCUUCUUGAUUCAACAUCAUCAGUGUUUCUGCAACCCAAUUCCCCUCCCAUUUAUAAGAUGCCCUCCGGCAGCUUCUUGGAUGAACCAAACGAUAGUUUUUCUCAGUUUUACCAAUCUGAAUCUCUUCAGGAGCUCUCCACUGUAAGCCAUGGCCUUGUCUCUCACUCUCACCACCACCACAACAAUAUUAAUGAGUUCUCUCCCUCUCCUUCUUCUUCUGUCACUAACAAACCUGAGAGUGGGGAGCAACUCACUUACCAAUCUCCUCCAUUAAUGCCCAAGAAAAGGAAAUCCAAGCAAGACUCUUCUAUGAACUCUGCUCAAUCUAAGAAUGUGAAAGAGGGUGAAGAAGGAAAGAGGCAGAGAAAAGGGGGCAAUGGUAAUGCAGUGAAAGAAGGCAAAGAGAAAAAGACCAAAGAGGACAAGAAAUGUCCUGAAGAGGCCCCUACAGGCUACAUCCAUGUGAGGGCAAGAAGGGGCCAGGCAACAGACAGCCACAGUCUUGCUGAAAGGGUAAGGAGAGAGAAAAUCAGUGAAAGGAUGAAGAUACUGCAAGGUCUUGUUCCUGGUUGUGACAAGGUUACUGGAAAGGCCCUUAUGUUAGAUGAAAUAAUCAACUAUGUCCAAUCCUUGCAAAAUCAAGUUGAGUUUCUGUCCAUGAAGCUUGCUUCAGUGAGUCCCAUGUUUUAUGACUAUGGCAUGGAUUUGGACACUCUCAUGGUUAGACCAGACCAGGAGAUGAAUAUUCAGAGGGCGAAUGGCUUGACAUUUCCAAUGCCUAAUAUGCAGCAAUGUAACCCUACCACCACACAUACCCCCUCAGCUGUGGUUUCUGACGCAAAUACUGUGUUGACAAUACCCACUUCACCUCCCAAUUGCGACGAUUUCUCUCUCUUGGACUGCCCCUCUGCACCGCCCCUCUUUCAACAACCACCCCAUAUCAUAAACAAUAACCUUUUCAAUCAGGGCAAUGGACAGCUAUUGUGGGGUGUGGAAGACCAAAGACAAAAAUUCAUUAAUCAAAACGGAUUCACCAGCAACAACUUGUGUUCAUUCCAUUAAUAUAACACAAACAGCUGACCUACAAAACAUCUGUGCAGUUUGGGAGGGUUUGAUUGUAAGCUGGAAGGAUAUAAAAGAAUCAGUCAUGGUUAUUAAGUAUUCCUUUAGUACAGUAUAAAUUCUAAUUAUGCAAGAGAUGGAAUAUUAUAUCACCUCAUCAAUAUGAUCAUGGAAAUCAAGGGCUGAGAUUGAUCCAAUUCAUGGUAUCUCUACUUAGACAAUGAAUAAAGGUCAAGAAGCAACAUCAAUGGAAGCCAAGGAGCUGAAAGAACAACUCUGAACCGACCAGGGAAGAAAAAGAGAGAAAGAGAUCCGAUCUUUUAAUGAUGUCGUCGUUAGAUCCUAAAAUACUUGUUCCUGUCCAGCCAAUAACUUGAUCAUUCAUGUUCUGUAUGUGGUGAUUAGAGAACUACAUAUAUAUUUGGUGUUGAAUUGCUGUAGAAAUAGGUGGAAAUAAGAAUGUAAAAAUUAGAGCAUGUAGUGUAAAAUUGUCAUAUAUAUUUUUACCAUGGCUGAAAUAGAGUAAAUAAUUUUGAUUUCUUAAA